Molecule: messenger RNA, 905 nt
Organism: Penicillium cinerascens
Lineage: Eukaryota; Fungi; Ascomycota; Eurotiomycetes; Eurotiales; Aspergillaceae
Product: putative mitochondrial genome maintenance protein Mgm101
Exons: 2
Coding region: 1-879 (292 amino acids)
Biological process (GO): interstrand cross-link repair; recombinational repair
Cellular component (GO): mitochondrial nucleoid; mitochondrial chromosome
Molecular function (GO): single-stranded DNA binding
Source: RefSeq, a predicted model, not a curated record
AUGUCUGCUCUACGCUACCGCCUUUGGCGGGCACUGGAACCUCUCCAGCAUGCAGGAGCAGCUGCUCAAGCUCCUCGCGUCCAAAUAACCACCCAAGCCCUGUCCAACCCCAUUACCAAGCGCGCAAUCAGCUCCAGCUCAACGCGCCCCCAAGUCUCCCAAAGCAACACCGCAAAGCCAACACCACCAGCCCAAACACCGCGCACCACGACCGUCACCCCAGCUCAGCCCCCUCAGACCGCUGCAGCAACCCGCACUCCGGGGCCGACACCCAACCGUGCAACGACAGAUAACAUCUCCAAGAGCGGACUCUCCGAUCAACCUUUGGAGCUCGAAAACGCCACAGAAGACAGAAUCGACUGGACGCGCUCUUUCCACGGCCUCUCCGCCGCACCAUUUCCCAAGGAAGCGGCGGACAUCCUCAUGGCCGAACCAGACCCCGAGGAAGUGGAAAUCAAGCCGGAUGGAAUCCUCUACCUGCCCGAGAUCAAGUACCGGCGAAUCCUCAACAGGGCAUUUGGACCUGGCGGGUGGGGUCUUGCGCCGCGAGGUGAAAGUAUCGUGACACCGAAGUCGGUGACGAGGGAGUAUGCGCUUGUUUGUAACGGCCGACUCGUCUCUGUAGCCCGUGGUGAACAGGACUACUUCUCGCCGGAUGGUAUCCCCACCGCGACGGAGGGCUGUCGCUCCAAUGCGCUUGUGCGCUGCUGCAAGGAUCUGGGAAUCGCCAGUGAACUGUGGGAUCCGCGGUAUAUCCGCAAGUUCAAGGCGAAGUAUACGCGUGAGGUGUUUGUAGAGCACGUGGUGAAUAAGAGGAAGUCGAAGAUCUGGAUUCGGAAGGGUGAUGAUGUUGCGUACCCGUGGAAGGAGAGUAAAUAGAUGGUUUUCUGGGGGGUAGAGGAUAU